GGAAUUAAGAUUUAUUUUUUUUAAUUUUUUUUUCAUGGUUGGUUCAUAUCUAAACGUGGGGAAGUUCUUCUAAUUCUUGGGUGUUUUCUUCAAAAUGAAUCAAGAGUCCCUAAUCAGUUCUAAAGAUGCCUGGUAAUGAGCAUGAGUAGGCAAUUUAUUCACAACCUCACCUGUUGCAAUUUUUUCCAAUGGAGUGCUAGAGAGGCAACAAUGGAACUAUUUGGUGUAAUUUUCCGAACACUGGUAGUAGGAUUGCUAUAUUCCUGUUGUUGUGAUUUGUACCUGUGACUGCUCAGGAGGACCUCAUUCUUUUUUCGAAGAAAUUGACUGAGGUCCACCGAAUGAUCCAAAAAGUCACACAACUUUUCAUAGUCGGGGCAACUUUUCAUAGUCGAGAUCCAAAAAACCACAAUGUGUAAACUUCCAAGGCAACUUUUCAUAGUCGAUUCGAACUUCAAAACAAUGAGUGACCCUCUCCAACCUCUACCCCUUGGCGAAUCAAAUUUGCUCUUCAAAACAUUAUGGAGCUCACACACCAUUUUUCCUCGGUCACCUUCUGUCAUGUUUGGCGUGAGGCCAAUCUUUUGGCUGACAACCUGGUUAAUCUAGGAUUUUAGGGCGUUUCCUUUCCUAUGCUUUCUCAUUCGGUUUGGAUUUCUCAGUUGCUCCUUUCCUCCAGCAAUGCCUUCCAGUUUGAUCUUUUUAGGGGGCGAUUGUUCUCGGGGGUUUUGUUUGUAAUUUUCUUUCUUUAUAGAAAAAGAUAAAAAAAAAACAUGUUGGUAAAUCAGAAAGAAUGUCCACUUCAACCAACACCCAUGCGUAAUAACCAAGAGCAACUUCUUGGGUUGCUUUAUAAGAAUUUCCACUAUAUGUUAGGCAUGCCAAUAUUGCUGACUUGAGCUUGAACAUGUGCUGGGCGAAGUGAUUCACCUGUGUGGCUUGUUGCAACAAGUGCAUGCAGUAAAAAGACAAUGACGACCAGAGCAAUUGGUGAAAAGGGCAGCAGCCAAGUAUUCAUCCAAAAUCUCAAGAUUACCCAGUUGGGGAAGUCAGGCCGAAUCGACGAAGCAGUCAAAGUUUUCUCGCAAAUGACUCAAAGGAACACCGUCACAUACAACUCCAUGAUCUCCGCCUGCGCCAAGAAUGGUAGACUCGGCCAUGCGCGCCACCUGUUCGAUAAUAUGUCUCACAGAAACUUGGUUUCUUGGAACACUAUGAUUGCAGGGUACCUGCACAGUAAUAUGGUGGAGGAUGCUUAUGGGCUUUUUGUUCACAUGCCACAAAGAGACCUUUUCUCUUGGACUUUGAUGAUUACUUGCUACACACGCAACGGCGAGCUUGAGAGAGCCAGACAGCUGUUCAGUUUGCUUCCGGAUAAGCGGGACCCGGCUUGUUGGAAUGCCAUGAUUGCAGGGUAUGUGAAGAAGAGGAGGUUUGAGGAUGCGAAGAGAAUGUUUGAUGAAAUGCCGGUGAAGAAUUUAGUUUCUUGGAAUUCGAUGCUAGCGGGGUAUACUAAGAAUGGGGAGAUGUGUUUUGGGGUGAAGUUUUUUGAGGAGAUGCCGGAGAGGAAUGUGGUUUCGUGGAAUUUGAUGCUGGAUGGAUUUGUUCAGGUUGGUGAGUUGGAUAAUGCUUGGAAGUUUUUUGAGAAGAUUCCGGAGCCUAAUGUUGUUUCGUGGGUGACAAUGUUGUGUGGGUUUGCGCAAAAUGGGAAGAUUGCGCAGGCGGAGGAUCUGUUUGAGAAGAUGCCGAGUAGAAAUGUGGUUGCUUGGAAUGUAAUGCUUGCAGCCUAUGUACAAGACCGCCGAAUUGACAAGGCUGCUGAAAUAUUCAGGGAUAUGCCGGAGAUGGAUUCAGUGUCAUGGACUACAAUGAUCAAUGGGUAUGUUCGCGUUGGCAAGCUUGACGAAGCAAGGCAGUUGCUCAACCGGAUGCCGUACAGGAACAUUGCAGCACAAACAGCAAUGAUAUCUGGAUAUGCUCAUAAUGGAAGGAUGGAUGAAGCAAGUCAGAUCUUCAAUCAGAUUGCCACGCGUGAUGUUGUUUGUUGGAACACCAUGAUUGCAGGCUAUGCUCAGUGUGGCAGAAUGGUUGAAGCUCUAUCUCUUUUCAGAAACAUGACCAACAAGGAUGUAGUUUCUUGGAAUACUAUGAUUACUGGUUAUGCUCAAGUAGGGGAGAUGGACAAAGCACUUCAAAUCUUUGAGGAGAUGGGGGAGAAGAACAUAGUUUCUUGGAAUUCUCUAAUUACAGGUUAUGUGCAGAACGGGUUAUAUCUGGAUGCACUGAAGAGUAUUGUGAUUAUGGGACAGGAAGGAAAGAGGCUUGAUCAGUCAACUUUUUCAUGUGGUCUAAGUGCAUGUGCCAAUCUUGCAGCUUUUCGACUGGGAAGGCAACUUCACCAAAUGGUUGUGAAGACUAGCUAUCUAAGUGAUUUGUUUGUCAGCAAUGCCCUGAUUACUAUGUAUGCUAAAUGUGGAAUGGUUGCGAAUGCUAAUCUUGUGUUUGAAGAUAUCAAUCAUGGCGAUAUUGUUUCUUGGAAUUCUUUGAUAUCUGGGUAUUCUCUAAAUGGAUAUGGUAAAGAGGCAGUAGCACUCUUUCUAGAGAUGCUAACAGAAGGGGUGAAUCCAGAUCAAGUGACCUUUGUUGGGGUGUUGUCUGCAUGCAGUCACAGUGGGCUGGUUGAUCAGGGAUUAAAACUGUUUAAGAGCAUGACUGAAGUUCACCUUAUUGAACCUGUAGCCGAACACUAUGCUUGCAUGGUUGACUUGCUUGGCCGUGCAGGAAGGUUAGAGGAAGCCUUUGAAAUGGUAAGGGAUAUGAAGAUCAAGGCAACUGCCAGAAUAUGGGGUGCAUUGCUUGGAGCUUCCAGGAUACACCGAAAUUUACAAUUUGGCAAGUAUGCUACCGAGAAGCUUUUAGAACUUGAACCUGAUAAAGCUUCAAAUUAUGUACUCUUAUCGAACAUGCAUGCUGAGGCAGGCAGAUGGGAUGAGGUUGAGAGAGUCAGGGUGUUAAUGAAGGAAAGUGAUACAGACAAGCAACCCGGCUGCAGUUGGAUUGAAGUCAGGAAUCAGGUGCAUGCUUUUCUCUUUGAUGAUCCAGUGCAACCCAGAACAUCAGAGAUAUGCAGUGUAUUGAAGUCUCUAACCACAGAGAUGACAAACACAAGUUCCUUCAUGGCAUCUUAUGACUGAUGAAAUGUUUACCACCUAAGGGUACUAUAAGUCUAUAAAUGGACGCGGAGGAUCCACUGGAAACAAGUUCAGGAUGUCACUGGGUCUGCCAGUGGCAGCCACAGUGAACUGUGCUGACAAUACAGGAGCUAAGAACCUGUACAUCAUCUAAGUCAAGGGAAUCAAGGGUCAUCCGAAUCUGUUGCUAUCUGCUUGCGUUGGGGGCAUGGUCAUAGGCACUGUCAAGAAGGGUAAGCCUGAUCUGAUGAAGAAACCAGCUGUCAUUUGGAGGCAGCGCAAGCCAUGGCACCAAAAGGAUGGUGUCUUCAUGUACUUCGAAGAUAAUGCUGGUGUUAUUGUUAAUCCGAAGGGAGAAAUGAAAGGAUCUGCAAUUACUGGUCUUAUUGGGAGGAGUGUGCUGAUCUGUGGCCUAGGAUUGCCAGUGCUGCAAAUGCUAUCGUUUAAGUGCUACCAUCUCCAUCUCUCUGCACAAGACAGAUCUUGGGGUUGUCCUUUUUUUUGUUUGAUAAUAGACAUCCCCCAAAUUUGACAGUUUUGUUUAACGGGUCUUAUAUUUUGUGUAAACUUGAAAAGUUGUUUUGCUCUAGAUAUUUUCAUGGUUAGUUUUCUACUUCAAAUUGAGAGUUCUUUUUUAAUUUUCUGGCAUGGUUGGUUCAUAUGAAUUGGCAUUAAACUUGGGAGUGCUUCAAGUGCUUUUUUUUUUUUUUUUGUUGACUUUGUCAAGGGGAACCCAAAGGCU
Messenger RNA from Rosa chinensis, 3933 nucleotides. RefSeq names its product pentatricopeptide repeat-containing protein At4g02750. The record is from RefSeq and is a predicted model, not a curated record. The transcript has 4 exons. The coding region runs from base 972 to 3194 and encodes 740 amino acids. Lineage: Eukaryota; Viridiplantae; Streptophyta; Magnoliopsida; Rosales; Rosaceae. Gene Ontology annotation, molecular function: RNA binding; protein binding. Gene Ontology annotation, biological process: RNA modification.